Molecule: messenger RNA, 1361 nt
Organism: Paramecium tetraurelia
Lineage: Eukaryota; Ciliophora; Oligohymenophorea; Peniculida; Parameciidae
Exons: 4
Biological process (GO): protein phosphorylation; regulation of cytokinesis; mitotic cell cycle
Cellular component (GO): cytoplasm; centrosome; spindle pole
Molecular function (GO): ATP binding; protein kinase activity
Source: RefSeq, a predicted model, not a curated record
AAAAGCAAAAUUAAGCCAAAAUAAGGAAUGCCUUGCAAUAACAACUAUUCCCUAAGAUGCAAAAGAAAAUCGAGUAGCCCAAGGCAUAACCGAAAAGAGCCAUAAGGAUAGAAGAUGAGAAUAAACUAUCAAUCACAUCAAUAACAUUGCCGCAUAUUGAGACUAUUGCUAUUAAUUUUAAUUCCAAGUAUCAACUGGGCAACAUGAUCGGAGAAGGCGCUCAUGGAUUAGUGAAGAAAGCCAUCAAAGUGGAAACUGGCGAAUAAGUAGCAGUCAAAAUUUCAAGAAGUGGAGACCCUGAGCUAGUCAAAACAUUUACUGAAGCAUAUAAAAAUACGAGAAUACUAGAUCAUUAAUACAUAAUAAAAGUUUAUGAAUGCUACAUAGAUGAACAAUCGGAAACUUUAUAUUUGGUAAUGGAAUACUCAAAUCUUCGCAGCUUGGAAGAUGUAAUUAAAAAACACAAGAAAUUAACGGAAGAAUAAGCCAAGCUCUUAAUCAGACACAUCCUAUUGGCUCUCCAACAUAUUCAUGAAAGAGGAGUAGCCCAUAGAGACUUGAAGCCAGAUAAUGUAUUGAUCAACAAAAAGUCUCUCGAUAUCAAAAUCAUAGACUUUGGAGUCAGUCGGAGAUUCAAAAAGUACAAUGGCAGAGAAUUCGUGGAUGUAAACAUGUGGACUAGAACUGGAAAUGUUUAUUAUGCUGCCCCAGAGAUCUUGACCGGAGGAGGCUAUGACGAAAGAGUAGACCUCUGGUCCCUGGGGGUCUGCUUGUUUCGUGUCUUGAGUGGCCAGUUCCCCUUCUUUGAAGACAGUGUCUUAGGAACCAUUGAGAAAAUAUUAAAAGGCACUUUCGAACUCAACGAAAACAUUUCCUUGCUCGCCAGAGAUUUGAUCAGAAGACUUCUGGAUCCUAAUCCAGCCCAAAGAUUAUCUGCGUAAUUGGCUCUGCAGCAUCCUUGGCUCUAUCAUUCUGAGAUCGAUCCCAUCUCACCCAAUAGCACUGAACUUGUCAACAAAGUCCCUUACAGAGCUAGUGACGAUAUUUGUGAUAUCUCAUAAAGUGGAGACAAGAAUACCUAUUACAGCAGGAACCUUCAUAUGAGAAGCAACACGAUGACCAAGAGUCCAGUCAUGCAAUCAGAAACCAACACCAAUUCCAAAUCUCCUCUUAAUUUAUUAAAACAAGAUCUCGAUGAAGAAAUUCAAUAGUCUCCCCUUAUCAAAUUGAAAAAAAUUCAAAAUCAAAUGAACAAAGAAAUCAACAUCAUAAAGAAGAAUGAAUCUAGUGGCUAAGGAUUACUGAGAAUUAGAUAAAGACUGCAAAUGGAAAAAUUAGACAUCAUACAUGAAAUUUAAUGA